GAAACACCGCCGCCGACCGCCAGUCAGCGCCAGUCUCGGCGCAGACCUAGCGCAGAGGUGGUUUGUCCGCAUUCUCUCGCCGGAGUUGAGGAAAGGCAACAUGGCCGCCGCCUGCCAUAUGUUCACCGCGGCGCUGCCGCUCCUGCUGCUGCUGGCGUGCCACGCUUUCAGGGUUGACAAGUACUCGCUGCUGAUGCCCAACGUCAGACCGACGACGCCAGAGCUGUACCUUUGCACACCUGUAAAAGUGGACCCCAGUAAAAGUUAUUAUAUAGUGGGUUUCGAGCCGAACGCCACAAUGGCAACAGCGCACCACAUGCUGCUGUACGGCUGCAAGACCCCGGGCAGCCAGAAGGCAGUGUGGAACUGCGGGGAAAUGGCGCAGCACGACAACAGCCUGGAGGCUUCCAGUCCAUGCGCGGCGGGCUCGCAGGUGAUAUACGCGUGGGCCAGAGACGCGCCGCCGCUGUCCCUCCCGCCGGAGGUGGGCUUCCAGGUGGGCGGCAAAUCGCCCAUCCAGUACCUGGUGCUGCAGGUGCACUACGCCCACAUCGACCAGUUCGCAGAUGGCAGCACAGAUAAUUCCGGGAUAUUUCUGCACUACACAGAGCGGCCCAUGGAGAAGCUGGCGGGCGUGAUCCUGCUGGGCACGGGCGGCAUGAUCCCACCCAUGAGGAGAGAGCACAUGGAGACCAUGUGCCGGAUGAAGGAGAAGAAGACCAUCCACCCGUUCGCGUACCGCACCCACACGCACAGCCUGGGCAAGGUGGUGUCCGGCUACCGCGUGCGAGAGGACGAGAACGGCGUCGACCAGUGGACCCUGCUGGGCAAGCGGGACCCGCUCACGCCGCAGAUGUUCUACCCCGUGCUGAGCAACGUGACCGUCACGACGGGAGACAUGCUGGCUGCGCGCUGCACCAUGGAAAAUAAUCGUCGUGACUGGGUUAUGUCGGGGCCGACCAACAACGACGAGAUGUGCAACUUCUACCUGAUGUACUGGGUGGACCAGACGACCCCGCUCGACAUGAAGUACUGCUUCUCGAGCGGGCCGCCGCACUACUACUGGACGCAGUCCACCAAGCUGAACAACAUCCCGGACAUGGCGGCGAGCAGUCUCGACUCGUAGAGCCCGCGACCCUCCCCCCCACCACCAGCGGCGCGCACACGACUCCCUUCCUCUUCUGCCGGGUGACUUCUCAACACAAGGAACUACAGCACUAGAGGACUAACACCGGACAGCUAUACCUACACCUACAACACGGACAAGAGCAUGGUAAAAAUAACCUAGCGGAAAGAGGUGCGAUUCCCAACACAUUCAAUAUAAUUCAACUUCUUUUUUUAAGAAAUUUGAAGCACUGGAGGUUUUUAUUUUUUCACCAUAAAUCUGUGUAGUGAUUAAAAUAAGUUUUCUCUAAGAGAAAACAAAAUAUUAUUUAGUUGUCAUAAUGUUGGUACCACGUGUAUUUUAAACAGAUACAUUGUUGGGACUGGGCAUGCCCUCUGCCAUAUACCGGACCGACGUGAAAGGGAACGCUAGGAAUUUCACGCAAAAAUCUUGAAGCAGUCCGGUAUUAGUCUCCCCCCCCCCCCCCCCCCGCCCUUGUUCUUAAUAUUUGUCUCGCACGCCGAGUUGUCACCACCGCCAAUCAGAGGAUUCUUCUGUAAUUAUUAUGCUCCAAUAGCUCUCUUUCAUUCAUUGUCGUCUCGCAGAAUAUUCUCGCCGUAUAUUUGGGAGAUCCGCCAAGAAAACUAAACAACCACACUGCGAUUGAGACCGAGCGGUGCUAGUGUGACAACAACAACAACAAUAAGUGAGUAUUUCCGUACUCGCCAGUAAUGUGUAAACAUCUAACCUUGGUAAUUAAGCAAAUUAAGGUGUUCUCUGCUUAAUUUUUUUUUCUCAUGCAAAAGCUUUACUUAAAUUUCUAUGUGUAAACAUUGGAAUUCUAAAAGUCUGCUAUUCCCUCAGAUUUUAGUGUGCCGAUCAAUUUUCUUUUAAAAUUCAAACAAAACUUACUCGUAAAAAAAUUAUGUAAUGGUUAUACUGGAACCCCUCCUUCACAAAACCCUGGCUACGGCUGAACGAAAUGUAAAAGUUCAAACAAUCUAUCGCGAUAACACUUGCGUGACCAUCUGCCACUAUAUUAGACAAUAUUCAAUAAAUGUGUUUCCGUUGAGAAAAUUUGAGACGAACAAGGAAUGCAAGAGAGCGAUUGCUAAACAAAUUUGGGUUAAAAAAUUGAGUGCGUAUAUACUAUAUGGUGUUGGGUCAAUUCCCAAAAUUUAUGUUCAAGUUUUUUUUAUCCUGAAAUGCGAGAAAAUUCUCAGUUUUGAUUUCUAUGCCUAACUUUUAUAUAAAGCUAUUGGAGCACCUGAUUUUAUAUACAGCUACAGAAACUCAUUGGGUAUUUACAAAAUAUGUUUACUUAAUUUAUUGCAUAUGCUUAAUUUAUGCAUUUACGGUUAUGAAUAUUAAAUACAAAUCUUUGUCAGUAAACAAAUAUAUUGUAUGACUUCACAUAUUUGAUGGAUAUUAUUGGGAUAAAUGCUGCAACUAAUAGUGUUUUAUAUAUAUAUUUUUAUAUAUAUAUAUAUAUAUAUAUAUAUAUAUAUAUAUAUAUAUAUAUAUAUAUAUAAACAUGUAUUUGCACUUGUCUAAAUUAGGUACACUGAGGGAAAAAAAUUGCUUUCUAUGAGAUAUUUGUGAAGACCGUGCUUUAACAUCAUCUUACGAGAAUUUUGUUGAACAGUAUUCGUAAUAUGUAUCGAGCAUCCAAACAGCAAUCAUUUUUAACCAUAAAACCACUGGAUUAGUACUUACCUUGGGAUUGUGGUGAUUGAUGAAACCAAUCACAGUAAAAACUCAUUACAAAGUACUUCACAUCUGGAUAUUUCACUUCAAAGUUAUAUAUUCAGAACCAUUUAAGCACUUUUGCAUUUAGUACAGUAACAGUUCAGUAUAAUGAACUAUAAUCAUUUAGUACCAAAACAUUGGGGUGUUUAAGGUAUGUUGCAAUGAGAUUUCAUUGCAAUUUUUAAUAUCAAUUGACCCAACACUAACAUGAUCAUUAGUUAAUAUAUUUUAAUAAUAAAAUUAAUUUUGUAAAAUUAAUAUUGUAGAAAAAAUCCUAAUUUUGGAUACUUCUCAAAAAUUUUGUGUGUGCCACUGGUAUGUUUCUUUCACAGUGAACUUCAUAUACUUUUACAUUUCAUCUACUGCUACAUAUCAUUACCACUUCAUAUUCAUUUUCACCAGUUACAGAAUUUUUUUUAUGAGCAUAAGAUUAUCCGAGCAUGACACACCAUUUUGUUCAGUCAAACAUUAACUCUCACCCUUCAAUCAUAAUAGGUAGCUGCAACUGAACAGAAUUGGCAGAGAUAAGAAUCACUUCAUUGUAAUUUAACCUUAAAAAAAAAGUGCAUGUACUUAGGUUUGUUCGGCAUAAAUAAAACUUAAAAGUUAAAAUCAAAAUGAGGAGAACGCACAACAUUAAUAAAAUUAAAGAGAACCAACAAAGUGGCAAAUAUCAUUAUUCCUGUGUAUGUUCUUAAAUAAUAUUCUUGGCUAAUAAAUUAUUACAUUAUAAGUAAUCCUGAAAAGAGCCAAAUUGCAGAAAUUCUGUUCACUAGUUUCAUCAUUAAAAAAAAAGUAUUAGUAGUAGCAGCUAUUGAUUUAUUAAAAAUAUACAGUAUGUUCAAAAAUUGAUGGGUUUAAAUUUAAGGCAGGGAAUGACUGAACAACUAAUAUUUGGUAAGGCACUUAAGUCCGGAAACGUAACCCUUCACACAAGUAUGAAUUUUGCACUCAUUACACGCCACACCUUUGGCUGAGAAGAUGCAUGAUCUCAUCGCAGUGAUGUUCAAACGCUCCGUUGGAAGCAUGCGACGAGGCCAGUGCAGAUGUUUAGAGUAUAUUAGCAACCAGCUGUCUGUACACAGGCUCAGAUUUUACACUUUACAAACAGGCUGACUGUCAUUUGUCCAGAGUGCCAGUUUUUGAGGAGCGGGAGAAUCUUAGGUGUGAAAAAAAAAAAAAAAAAAAAGAACAAGGCUGUAAAAAUGAGUUUAUUAAGGUAAGGUAAUCAAUUGAUUUUCAAAAAUACGGACCUCGACUUAGCGGAGCCCUGGGUAUUCACUUUCAUGGACCCUCCCCCAGAAAAUUUAAAAACAUUUAUUCUUACCGGAUAAAUUAUCCUCAGGUCAGUUUUAUGAAUAUUUACUGUUAAAUUUCCUGUAGAAUCGCGUCAUUAUACAUGGCAAUAAAAGCUUCGAAUUUUUUUUUCUUCCUAAUACUAAAUCAUGAAUGGAAACAGGUAUUCACCAGCACUUAAAGUAACGAGAUAAUAAAUAUUUAAUUAUUUUUUUUCCAUUAAUGUCCAUAUUUUCAACAGAAGAGCCGCCCCUGAGCUUCUGUCGAGAUGCAAAGCUUCGCGUUCGAAUUGAAGCUCCGCAUUUGUUGCAAAGCUUUAAAACAUUGGAAGCCCGUUGUGUAUGCGUUGAUUUAGUAAAGUUGUUUACUUAAAAAAAAUAAAAUCAAAAGAAGGCACUCCAUUUGCUUUUAUUAAUGCCCAGUAUGAAUAAUAUGCAUGGUUAUUUUAUAUUUUUUUUUAUUGAAUGAUGUUAUAUAUGUUGGUCAAUCAGUUAAUCAGUUCAAGCACUACAAACGUUCAACUUCAAUCUUGUGUUUUAAACAGUAAGUGUAACACAGCUUCACAGAGAAUAAUAUUCGCAGUUCGAAUUGACUUCGCAAAUAUUUUAAACAUUUGAUUUGAUGUUCGCUUCACAUAGGCCUACUGUGCUGUAAACCAGACUGCUGUGUGCUACGGAUGCUAGUGCGUUGGCCAACUACAAAUCUGCGCUUUUUUGUCGCCUUGCUUUCCGCUAAGCAUUUGGACACCAGGGCUCUGCGAUGGCGCGUCCUUUCAGCCAAUGAAGUGACACACGUCUAAUGUGCGCAAUAUUCAAAUUUUUCCCCAACUAUUCGUGCCUGUAAACUUACAGGGUCGCGUUUUCGAACGUAAGAGUUUAUAUUCAAAAAUUGCUUGUCAACCAUUAAAUUUAUGCCCAGCAAUAUCUGAAUUACUUGUAUAUGAGCAUUUUUUUUAUUUGUUAGUUUCAUUAGGUAUUUUUUUUAUUUUUAGAAAAUAAACUACGUGCUACAUUAUAUAUCUUGCAUUUGAGCACAAAUGGACAAAACGCACAUGCACAUUGUACUUCAUCCUGUUAUAUUUCCAUUGUGUUUUACACAACAAUUUGUUGCAUAUUAAAAUAUCUGUCUCAGUGCACCUAAAGAAGAAUUACUUACUUUAAAAAUAUUAACAUUAUUAAAUUAUUAGAAUUGUUUGUGACAAACAUGUUAUUGGCUCAAGCUAAAUACAUUCCAUGCAAGGGUUCGAAAGUUUGAAAUAUGUAUGUCAGUAUUAUAUUUUUGCUUUAACAUAUAGUGUACUGUUGGCCCAAGUUAAAUAAAAUAAGAGUGUGUAUUUUAACACUGUUAUCGUUUAAAUGUUUACUUGGAGGUUGUUGAUUAUCUAUAAAUAUAAAUUUUAAUAUUUUUGAAAGAGUUUUAAGAGUGUAAAAAUUGUUUAUUUAAGUUUUAACUGUUACAGUGCCUCUAUUUUUAUAUGUUAUUUAUAAUAUGAUGUGCAACUUUCUUAAAAACAAUUAUUUAAAGUUGGUACAUACUUAUUUCAACCAUAUAUUAAUAAUAUUUAAGUAGGGUUUGACUGUUUAAAAGUGCAUUCUGCAAGUGAAACAUUCCCUGAAGAAAAAUAACAUUCGAGACAAGAAAACUAUUCUAAAAAAUUUUUUUUGUGAUUUUUUUUUUUGUAAUGGUCAUUUCUAAAGCUAACGAAGAGCUUUCAAUAAGUUGUCUACAGCAUUUGUAAGAAUAUUCAUCGACCACCUUCUAAUAACGGGGGUUCACUUACCCCCCACGCCACCACUCGCAAAGUUUGAGAGACUACACACUGCAACAACGUCUCUUCAGGUCAAGAAAAAGUCCUGGAAAAAAACAAAUGUGACCAAGUCUUUAAGUACUUGCCAGAGAUGUGUAACAUCUAACCUCGAUCAUGAGCAAAUUGUAUGUGUUCUCAUGUUGCACAGACACUUAAAAUACAAAACUUGGUCAAGAAAUUAAACGUAGAAUUUUUUUAAAAUAACGUUGAAAUGAUAUAUAUAAAUACAUUCAACUACAUUUCUCAACACCAAUCACACACUGUUUCUUCACCCACAUUUAGAAUUCUCUGCUGGAGCAGCUACGUUGACUAUCAAAAUAUUUGAUUAGGAGACUGAAAUUUUAAACUAUGUAAUGAAACGGCUCCUAUAAAACCAAAAAAAAGCUUGAAUAAAUACUAAACCUCGGCUUUAGAUCUUUUUUUUCGAAAACAAAAUUAUUUAUUAAAAUACUUUCCAUCUUGUUAAAAUUCAUCAUUAAACAUUUAAUAUUAUAAAGUUUACCUUUGGUCUUGUGAACUACGGUUCGGGCCAUCCGUCACAGAUGGCAGCACCAUGAUUACACAUAUCCGUUCCACGCGACUGCCGUUCCAUUCGCGAAGUUACUCCUACUAAAUGCAGAACACCAAGAGCUAAGAUGUUCUUACGUCAGUAAACAGCAACGGCGAUGGAAGUCACAAAACAUUAAUUUCCAGCAGCCUUUUACUAACUUUAUUUUUUUUCUUAACGCAUCACUUCAGUUCAUAGUUGCACAUUAAAUUGUAUUAGUUUCAGACUUUACUAAAAUCUUUUGGAAAUUAUCUCUGAAAAUAUUUUAGCUUCCUAAACAUAGCAAUCCUAUUCCCGUGAAUUGUUUCUCUUAUUUCGUAAAAUAAUUUAAAUUUUGCUUUAUCAUUAGUGACAGAUCAAACCCCAAUAUUCUCGAAUCUGAAUCUCAAAUUUGAAUCUCAGAGAGUACCUCGAAUAUACCCCUCGAAUCCAAAUGUAGGUGUCGAGGGGAAAAAAAUAAAAUAAUAUAUUAACUAUGAUUUUGAAAUAUUCUAGCCUUUAAAUGGUAGUUUUACAAACUAACUUUCAGAAUCAAUACUUAUUGUAAUUUUAUUUAUAAAAUUACAUGUUAAAAGUACAAUAUCUUGGAGAAUAGUAACAGAAUAGGUAUGAGGGAAAAAAAAUGAUCUCAUAAACUUCAGAGGUUAUCAAUGUUGAAUUUUUUAUUUACUAUUAUUACUUGUAAUAUUUUUCUACAAAUAUUUUUCUUCGAGUAUUGAAUCCAUCGAAUACUACGGAUUUGAUGGUAUUUGGAGAUUUGAUUGGCUCAUCCCUACUUGUUAUAAAUAAAAAUGACUGUGUAAUAAAAUGUUACGAAAAAAAUUUAUUGAAACAUUCUGAAAAAGUCCUGAGAUUGGUUCACCAGGUAUCUGUAGACACUUUGUCCAAGAAUAAUUACAUUGCUUGUGACAGUGCCAAAGAAAAUGUUUUCAAAUCAAAAUAUAUGUUUUCCAUUUUGUACAUAUUUGAUUGUGGUAAAAUUACUUUCAAUCAUAGAUAGUUUCAUGCAUUGUUGUUCGUUAAUUUUCAUAUGAAUGCACUACUAUCUUUAGUUUGACUUUCACAAAGUUCAAUGCCUAGCAAUCCAAAACUUUUUUUUUUGCAGCAUAUGUUUGUAGCACUGAUUUCAGGGCUCAGGGUUGAUUGUCAUUCUCGUCAUUGGAAGGUGGUCAUUAGCCGCAGUAGAAAUAGUAGGUGAAACCAUUGAGUUGUCUGCAGCUGUAACUUUUUUUAAAGUCAUAGCGUAGCAUUCAACAACCCAAGUAACUCGAAUUCGUGUGACGUCACAGUUGGGUUGGUUUCACCUAUUUAUUCUCACCAUGGAUACAGAAUUUUAUUAAAAUAUCCUUAUUCAUAAUGAUUUAAAAAAAAAUUGUUUAUUUUUUUAUAAUUUUGUAGCACCAAACUCCAUGCUUUACUUUAUUAGUAGUAAACCAUACAUUAUUUAAGUUACUGUAUCUUAAAAGUGUGUGAUUGUUAUGUAUAGAAUUGUAAGAUGAGUGGUUACAUAAAAUAUGAGAAAUAGUAAUUUUUGAGUCAUUUUAAUUACAUUAUGCUGGUUAUCAUGACAUAUGUUUAUCACAGUUCACUCGAAAAUCAUGUCAAUUUCAUUGUAAAGUUGUAAAUAUAGUGUCUAUAAAGUAUGAAUAGUGAGUCCAUGAGUUUUAAUUUGUAGCUCAUUAUUAUGUAUAAUGUAUAGUUUAUGGUAGAUAUAACAUGCAAGAAGAGGUUUCAUGAACUAAUAUGUAUAUAUGUUGAAACUUGUAAACUAUGCAUCACAUUUUUUAUGUCGGGUAACAUGUACUACUUUUACAAAGCCAAUUAUGAUAGUAUGAUCAAAGUCAUAUUAGCAUAAAAAGAUUUUACAAUUGUCCUCACCUUCGCUCAUUUUCUCUUUUCCAUGUUUUCUUUCCAUAUUUAACUAAAAAGAUAUAUUCUGCCUUUUACAUGGUAAAUUAAAUAUUAUAAUUAUACUUUAUUUGUUUGUACUUUACAAAUGCGUAUUGUAGCUAAAUUACCGGAUGGAUUAGUUGCCCUUAUUUAUCACAACAAGUUUAAAUAAAAGGAAACGGAUUAACUCUUCAUCUGUUAGUGUAAACAGAGCAUGAGUUGGAUAGUAUCCUGGUAUGAAAUCAAUCCCAAAAAACUAAUAUAUUAUAAACUGUUAAAUUGGGAGAUCAAGCUCGUUUUCUAGCUGGUUUUUUUUUUCUACAUCAUGUAAGAUUGCAAUCUAUAUGUUGCAUACAUACAAAUUAAAAUGGGCUCCUGAUUCAUGUUUUAUGAGUAAAAGUGCUUCAUCUUUACACUGUAUGUCUGUACGUAAUAUUUUUGCAUUAUACAACAAUGGCUAAUCUUAUUAUCUUUUAAUUUAGUUCACUAUUAGUUUUCUUAAAAGAUACAUCAUCAAAGAUCAAUAUCAUUCAGUACUAGUUCAUAAGGGAAAAUAAUUCAUUAAAUGGCCACAUCUGUGGAAUCUACAUAAAUGCUGAGACAUUAAAAAAAUUAAAAAAAAAAAAAGUAUUUAAAGCCAAUGUUGAUCCCAAGUUGAUAUUUCCAAAUAAUUUGGUUUUACUUUCAUUAUAAUAUAAAAAGCUUAAUCCAAAAACAUAAUGCUCACUAUUUUACAGUCAUAGGCCUCACAGACAUCAUAAGUUACGACACAUCUUAAACUCUGUUGUACUUAAAGAUAAUCUUUAAAUGUAGGAAAAUAAAAUGUAGCAACACAGGUUAAGUUUUAGUCAUUUAUGUAUAAACUUUAAUGAAUGUGAUCCAAAACCUUAUAAAUUGAUUUCGUUUUUAACAUAACAAACAUAUAAAGAUUAUUACUAUUAGAUUACACAGAUAAAUACUUUAAUACCUUAACACAAUGCUGUAACUGUGUGGUGUUUAUGUUCAUUGUUAUUUGUGCUGGUAUGCAUUUUACCUAUUACCUAGUGCAUGUGCCGAUAGGGUCAUCGAGAAAAACUAAGGGCCCGGGUCAAAAAAAUUUACAGUCUCCAUUACUUAUGUAAAACUUUUCAAACCCAACAAUUAAAAAAAAAAUUACCCUUGCCAUAACUGUAAAUGUUAUCUGCAAGUAUCACAUAACUUGUAAGGUUUCCAAUUAAUUAUAUUGGUAAUAAACUUGUAAAUUUCAUUAUAUCAGGGUAAACUCGCAUAUUAAAAUAAAAAACUUUCAAAUGCCACUGGAACUCCUCAGGCUGGGAAUUUUGAAACAACAACCCCCCCCCCCCCCCCCACACACACACAAACACACACACACACUUCCACCACUCACGAUGGUCCUGAUUGCCAAUAGAAUUAAAAAGUGAAUAUGUUUAACACUACGGAAAAUUAAUAUGCACAAGUGUAUAGUUUUAAGAAAUAAUAUUAAUUUGACAAGUGAACUCAACAGACAUAAACAUAAAUCAAACAAGAAAAAUACAUGCAUUGAUGUCAAUUGUGAGUGAAGAAGUACAUUCACCAAGCACAAAGUUUGUAUCGUUGUCUUAUCACCAACGGGAAAUGUUUUACCGUUGGUGAAAAAGUUGGGACAGAUUUAUUCUUACUAUAAAAGAUUAAAAUUUGUAUUUGAUAUUUAAAAAUGGAGUAAUGUAAUACUGUUUUUAUAUAAAAAUCAAUGGUACAUUUUAAAAAUAUUUCAGUGUUACAAAAAAAAUAUUAUUCUCCGAAAUAAUAUUGAUACGUAAAUUUAGUUUGUUAAUAAACUCUAAAGUAUAAUGAAUAGUUUUUCUCUUUGCAAAAUAAAUAACAGCAGUUUGGUCUUGUUCGCAUGCCUGCAGCUUCGACUUUAAGCCCUCCCACUUUCUCUGUGACUCAACAAUCAAGUGGUUUCAAUGUAAAAUGUAUAUUUUGAUGUGGACAGAAUAUAAACUUAUUUUUUGAGUGUC
Messenger RNA from Bacillus rossius redtenbacheri, 10394 nucleotides. RefSeq names its product peptidylglycine alpha-hydroxylating monooxygenase (gene Phm). Gene Ontology annotation, cellular component: extracellular region; membrane. Gene Ontology annotation, molecular function: copper ion binding; dopamine beta-monooxygenase activity. The coding region runs from base 101 to 1126 and encodes 341 amino acids. Gene Ontology annotation, biological process: peptide metabolic process. The record is from RefSeq and is a predicted model, not a curated record. The transcript has 10 exons. NCBI's taxonomy places the organism in Eukaryota, Metazoa, Arthropoda, Insecta, Phasmatodea, Bacillidae.